Phasianus colchicus (ring-necked pheasant) is the source of this 4652-nucleotide messenger RNA. NCBI's taxonomy places the organism in Eukaryota, Metazoa, Chordata, Aves, Galliformes, Phasianidae. The record is from RefSeq and is a predicted model, not a curated record.
AGAGACAAGACAGCCUAACUGCUUGCACCUUGCAGCCUUUAGUACUGGGGGCUGAACUCAGUGGUCUAAGAAGAUAUUUUCAGUUCUUUUUACCUGAGCAAAGUCACCUAUAUUUCUGUAUGUCUGCUUUUGUAUGUACGAUGUUGGGGAGUGAGUAUAGCACCCAAAGGAUUUUAAUGUAUUUUAUUUAUUAAUUUAAAAAAUGAAAUAUUAAACGUUGUUAGUGAAGCUUGCUUCUAGCUUUGCAAGAGGAAAAACUUUUUAAGAAUUAUGAAACAUGGCAGGAUGCUGUUUGUCACACCAUUACUUUUUUUUUCCCUGUUCACUACUGGUACUGUCAUUUUUCUUUUUGGUAAUAGCUGAAUGAGAGAACCCAGCAGCUGCAAGAAGCCGCUGCUUCCAGAUGCCCAAGUGCUCUAUAAUCCUGUCCACUCUUUGACUCUAUCCUAAGUAGCAGCUGCUGGCUCCUUCUCAGCUCAGAACUAAGUCCCUCCUUCUUCAUACUGGCCUCAAAUCAUUAUACAACUGGAUUUUUAUGAGAUUAUUCUGAAGUAGGAGCUAAGGCACAUUGCUAGCUGACAUUGCUAGCUUGUCCAUGUGAAAUGCUGGUCUCGGUUCAGUUGUUUGAGAAGAAAUCAUUUAUAGAAGCAGACUUGUUCUGUUGUGGAAAACUUUCCAGGUGUCUUUUAGCAGCUCAGAGCUUGGUGACUGAGGGGCAUCUCUUUCAACUACUCUGUCACUCAUUUGCCGUGAGGACUGUGGAUUUUGUCUUCAAGUCCUUAUCCUAACUUUAGUUAAUGGUAAUUGAAGAAGAAACGUAACUGCCUUUAUUACAGUAGAAUUUCAUAUGCAACCUGAUAUAUAAAGGCAUUUACUUUUUAUUUAAAAACAAAAACAAAAAAAGUAUUCUGGUCUCUAUGAUGGUUUACAGUUUAAAAAUGUAUUAAUGAGAGAAGUUUAACUUAAAUUGCACAGAGGCUGAAAGUUAAUUAAAUGUGACUGUGUAUUGUAUGUUUAUAUUUUAUAUAUAUCACAUAGUAUUAGUUCUGGAGCAAUGCUUGCCAAAUCAAGUCUUUGUAACCAUACCGCAGAAGGCAAAAUGAGCACAUAACCAUCCCAGAAGAGCUGGGUGUUGCUUGCAUGUGUAAUUUUGAUGUUCGUGGCUAAGUGAAGACGAGACCAUUGCUCUAGAAGGAGGAAAACUAGCACCAGCACUUGUGUACCAAACUGAGCCCUGCUGACUGUGUCAGUAUUUUUUUUAUUGAGAUGUACUUCAGGUGGAAGUCUAAUUUUAAUAAAUCCAUUAUUUCUAGGAGCGAUUUUUGAAAAUGAUUAUCUUUGUGUAAAAGGACUGAUGUGGCAAACAGUGUUGCAGUCACUUUAUUCAGUUGCUCAGCACUUAGUCCAUCCCAUGCAAUAGAAGUUAGUGAAUACUGUUUGCUGCAUUGCACUGCUUUUACUACACUUUAAACAGAUAGCAUUAAUCAUCUGAUCCUCCAUGUUAGGAGGUUUCCUAACUCUAAAAGAAAUAUCGUAGUGGUGUUGAAUAUACGUAACUUGCACUUGAGACUUAUUAAGUGUAUAACUUUAUUUUACCGAAGUCACAGUUGAAAUAUUUCAUGGCAAAAAAGGGAGGAGAUCCGUGAACUCCUUCCUGUAGAAUGAAGUGCCAACAUUAGAAUAGUACACUUUCUUUGUAUAGGCAGAGAAUAUUCAAUGCCUAUUGUAGACUUUGAAUGUGGAUACUCUGGGUAAUGCUUUAGAGGAACCAACCCCGUCCCCAGAAAUUACACUGAUUCUGAAGUACUGCAGUGUGAAUAUAUGGUUCCACCAGUCUGUCUCCUUCCUCCCUGUCAGAACAGAACUGCAGUACUGCAGGUGGGGGAGGAGGAAGGCCCUCUCUGCAAAGAAACUACUCGCUGUUUUUAAACUUGGAGUUUAUUGACUGAAUUAUGCAACCAAAGUGAUUUUGAUCCUGAGUCUAUCAAAACACAUUAAUUUAGCUGUGUGAAACCAGGAUACAGUGUCUUUACUCCUGCAAAAUAUGUCAUAGGAAUCCUCUUUCUUGCUGCUGUACAUUGCCACUGCUGAGAGGAGUGUAUCACCAGGUUACAUUCUGUAACUGUAUAAUUCAUAUCCAGCCAAAGAACUGUACUCUAAAACCUUACAUUUCCAUGUUUCUUGUGUUUCCAGCAUUAAAUCAAAAAAUAAACCAGAUGAAGGUAAACUGAGCAUAUAGCUAAUGGUACUUUUGAGUGUGUAAACCUAAGUCAUAUUAUCUUAGAGGUCAAUUCUAUGUGUUGUAGCAAUAGUGUAACACUGAAAACUCGGUAAUAUAAAUAAAAUAAUAUCAAUAAACGUCUUGGAUUCUUCCUCUUGAUUUUUUAACUUUGCUUCUGAAAGCUGUUGCAGGAAUUCAGUCAUGGUGAUUCUUUCAGAGUCUUUACAGGAGAACAAGGUUAAGCUUCCAUCAAAACGUAUGUGCCACGUAUUGUGGCACUGCAGCAGACCAAAAUGAACACCUUACUAACAGAGGAGCUUUGCUAUUCAUCGUUAUAAAAUACAACUCUGAAUUUAAAGGAAGAAUCUAUGUCCAGAAUGGAGAGUGAGAAUUGUUCGGACAUGUCAUUGAGAAUCUUGAAAGUGAGCUAGGGUGGGCAGACUGAAACAGUCUGUUUGUUUUAAGAAUGUUUGCCUCCACGUCUGACCUUUUCAGUGAGGUGGUUUACAUGGCACAUCGCGUUGUGAGGUGAGCACACAUCACGCAAUGAAAGAUGAUCUGGUCCUUCAGGAGUGACAUUCAGGUUGAAAUGUGAGACUUCCUGGAGCAGAGCAGCAGGCUUAAGCAAUCUCUUAGUAAACAGCAUCACAGCCCAAAUUCAGCCAGAAAGGAGGGAUCUGAGAGGAGAUCCGCUUCCUGAGAGAAGAGCAGCAAGUUAGAGCUGAGGGUUGCUUGGAGGUUCCUGUGUUCUGUGUGUCUGCAUCACAAUAGGCAGGUGUGCCUUGCGCUCCUCCCAGCCCCCACUCGAGAUAAGUGUGUUGACGCACUGAGGAGCUGUGUGGGUGGUGUCGGAUUCCUGCCAGCACUGAAAUUUCAAACUAACCAGCAGGCUGUGGGCUAACUAUGGCCACCGCCGGCUGAGAAUAUCCAUAGACUUCUGCGUUCUGAGCACAGACGAGUAAGCGAUGAAGCGAGGGAACACGUUGGGUGCCACCUGCUUCCUGGUGAUCGCUGGUGUUCUGUUCAGGACUACAGACACCACUGCUGAGCGCGCCUUCGUCAGUUUGCUCUACUUCAACAGCACCAGCAACAGGUCUGCGUCCGAGCAGUGCGAGUGCGGCCUGUACGGGUUAAACUCUCCUCUGCUGAGUGCUCAGGGCUUCGUGGCCAUUCCCAAAGCUGCCAGUCUUCAAGCCUGCGACUGGAACACCCAGUUCACCAUCACGGAACCGCCGUGGAUCGCGCUGAUUGAAAGAGGCAAUUGCACUUUUGCUGAAAAGAUCAAGGUGGCAGCCAGGAGGGGUGCGACGGCAGCUGUGAUCUACAACGCGCCGGCCAAGCGCAGCUACCCCAUCCCCAUGUCCCAUAUCGAGCUGAGCUAUACUGUUUGUAUGGAGCAGAAAAUGCCUGGGGAAGGGGUAACCACUGCAGUGCAGCACGUGGAACAAGAGUGUGCUUGGAGACGAUUUCUCUAUUUGUUUACAAUUGCUCACAGAGGUGCAGGAAGCAUCGUUGCCAUCAUGAUUGGCAACCUGAAAGGCAUGGAGAUCCUGCGCCGGAUUGAGAGUGGCCUGAAAGUGACCAUGGUUAUUGAAGUGGGGAAAAAGCAUGGUCCCUGGAUGAACCACUAUUCUAUCUUCUUUGUCUCAGUGUCGUUUUUCAUCGUCACAGCAGCAACUGUGGGCUACUUCAUUUUUUAUUCUGCUCGCAGAUUCAGGAUCACAAGGGCCCAGUCCAGGAAGCAGCGACAACUGAAGGCUGAAGCUAAGAAGGCCAUUGGACAGUUACAGCUGCGCACCCUGAAGCAAGGAGACAAGGAAACUGGUCCUGAUGGAGACAGCUGUGCCGUGUGCAUUGAGCUGUACAAGCCAAAUGAAGUAGUGCGCAUCUUGACUUGCAACCAUCUUUUCCACAAGAACUGUAUUGAUCCUUGGCUUUUAGAACACAGGACGUGCCCAAUGUGCAAAUGUGACAUACUCAAAGUUCUAGGCGUUGAGGUGGACGCAGAAGAUGGGGCAGAGUCUGUGCAAGCUACAGUAUCCAGUGGGACAUCAAAUGUCACUUCAAUUAAUGAAGUGGAUAGCCACAGUGAAACUGCAUCAUCUGGAUAUGCUUCUGUGCAAGGAGCAGAUGAAUCGGUUCUGGAGGAACAGGCAGCAUCAGAAAAUGACAACACACAUCUUGUAAAUAAUGAAUCUCAGACUUCAGCUGUGACUGUUCUUCCUCCCCUUGACAACCCAACUUUUGAGGCGGAUGAAACACAAGUUUCUGAAGUUAGGUCCUAAGAAUGUGCCCAGCAACAUGGUAUAAGCCUUCUGCAAGGAGCUGCCUACUGCCAUCGCAUGUACACCACAAUUUGAAGAACCCAGUGGAUGACUGUAGCAGCAUCAGUACCUUGGAAAUGCUAAGAUUAAACAUGUUUAAUUCAUGA